GCUGCUGCUGCUGCUGCAGGGGGAGCGUCCGUCCACAGCCUGCAGUGCUGCGAUGUGCGGCCGCCUUAUUUGUCUCCUGGCUGCUCCAUUUUUCCACAUCUAAUCCCAUUUGCAAGACCACAGAGGAACAUAUUCAUUAAGAGGGGCGACCUCGGUGGAGGAGGGAGGUUAAACAGCCUACACUGCGCGUCUUUGAGCUGAGAUGGGGAAGGCGUUCACUCAUUUCUGUGACUAUCUACAUGGUUUUUGGAGAUGCAGGUGCCAAUAGAGGAUGUCCUUACACUGACUGGAUAGAGGCAGCUGGUUUCAGGAUGCGUUCCCUGAGAAAGACGGUGUUGCUCGCCGUCCUGGUGUCCGUGGUGCUGGUGCUGGCCCUCCUCCAUUCGUGGCCCACUCGGGCUUACACCACAGUGGAUGUGUGGCAACGACCGGGGUCAAUUCUAGAGAGGCAUCUGGAGGAGAGGCUCCCAGAACCAGACCACAGAUUAAGCAACAUCCCCUUCCACGUAAGGGACAGUGUGGCAAGCUUGCUGGCACGUAACGGAUGUGUGUGUGAGGGUGAGAGUGGAGGAAUAAACCUGCCCUUCGCCCAACUCUUGUUCCCGCGGGUGUCAGCUCACCCGCUGCACACUGCCUUUGAGGCCUCUGAGCUGGAAGAAAUGAAGAGGAGACGGGCCAAAGAGUACAACAGUUUCCAAAAGAGGUCACAGACGCCUGCAGAUGUUCUCAUUAUUGCAGAGGCUAACAGUCCCUUACAGUAUCCAACACAGGGGGUGGAGGUACGACCCCUGAAAACAAUCAUCAUCCCAGGCUUGGCCUUACACGACCUUCCCAGGGACCACCACUCAAUAAACAUCACUGCAUCGCUGGGAACGCUGAACGUGGCAGCAGAGGUGGACGGGGUGAAAGUCAAAGGUGAUGGUGAGAUGCUCAUGACUCUGUCCAGCAGCGUCCUGCCGAACCUGAACCGACAACUGCAGUUUGUCACCUACACAAACACGCUUUUCCACCCCAGCACAGCAGACACAGUGCAGUUUGAGACAGAGGGACAUCAAGCCAGCUUCAUCAUCAAGAUUCGUCAUGGUGUGACACCCAAACUGUACAACACAGGAUCCAAAGGAGAGUACAAUGUCAGUGCCCUUGUUACCAUAGCUACAAAGACUUUCCUGCGUUAUGAUAAGCUCCAAGAUCUUAUCGACAGCGUGAGAAAAUACUAUCCUACUGUCACCAUAGUAAUCGCUGAUGACAGCGAAAACCCCAAAACAAUUUCCGGGCCUUACAUCGAGCAUUACAUCAUGCCAUUUGGAAAGGGUUGGUUUGCUGGUCGAAACCUUGCCGUCUCUCAGGUGACCACGAAGUACGUCCUGUGGGUGGAUGACGACUUCAUCUUCACAGCCAGCACCAAGCUGGAGAAACUGGUGGACGUUUUAGAGAGAACCACUCUGGAUCUGGUGGGCGGUGCAGUGCGAGGCACAGGUUACACUGCCACCUACAGACAGACCAUCUCUAUUGAGUCAGGGGAGGAGGAUGGUGACUGUUUACACAUGAGGAGGGGAUUUCAUCACGUCAUCCAAGGCUUCCCCAACUGUGUUGUGACUGACGGGGUCAUUAACUUCUUCCUGGCUCGCACUGACAAAGUCCAGCAGGUCGGCUUUGACCCGCGUCUCACCAGAGUAGCUCACCUGGAGUUUUUCAUUGACGGCCUGGGAUCGCUCCACGUGGGCUCUUGUGAUGAUGUCAUCGUCAACCACGCAACCAAAAUCAAACUUCCCUGGGUCAGCCAAUCGGAGAGUGACAAGACAUAUGCCAAGUACCGUUACCCACCGGCCUCCUCUGACGCCACACACACAAAAAAUGGCCUCCUCUUCUUCAAGAACCGAUUUCAGUGUUUGACUCAUAAUUAGCUCCUCUCCUCCUCGUCCCGAGGGUUCCUCUGCUCCUCCUGAGUUGCCAAAGAAGUUCUCCUCCUCCGCCUCUCAGAUUCAGAUUUUGGUUUGCCUUUUCUUAGACUUAAAUGUAGAGAAAAUGCGCCAUUAGAGCAGCAUGUUUAUUUUGUCAGUGCUAAAAAAAAAGUCCUCAGUAAAAACCAAGAAUGCCCAAGCUCUCUAGAGAGAAGAGAAUCAGCUGUAGUAACAAACAUCUUGUUUACACCGACCCAGUUAAAUCACAGCAUCUUGAUUAAUUCAUGAAUUUC
Plectropomus leopardus (leopard coralgrouper) is the source of this 2194-nucleotide messenger RNA. RefSeq names its product beta-1,4-N-acetyl-galactosaminyltransferase 1b (gene b4galnt1b). Gene Ontology annotation, molecular function: acetylgalactosaminyltransferase activity. Gene Ontology annotation, biological process: ganglioside biosynthetic process. The record is from RefSeq and is a predicted model, not a curated record. NCBI's taxonomy places the organism in Eukaryota, Metazoa, Chordata, Actinopteri, Perciformes, Serranidae. Gene Ontology annotation, cellular component: Golgi membrane.